AUGGCUCUCUCCGCCAUCCUGCUCCUCAUUAUCUUCACUGGGCUCCUGCUCUUCUGGGGCCACCCUGUCUCCUGGGGCCGCCUCCCUCCUGGACCCUGGCCUCUUCCCUUCCUGGGGAAUGUCUUGCAAAUGGACCAGAAGGGCCUCCUCAAGUCUUUCCAGGCGCUACGGGAGAAAUACGGGGAUGUCUUUACUGUCUACCUGGGGUCUCGGCCUGCCGUCAUCCUGUGGGGGUACGAGGCGAUGAGGGAGGCCCUGGUGGAUCAGGCCGAGGCAUUCUCUGGCCGAGGGCACAUCGCCAUCCUUGACCCUGUCUUCCAGGGAACAGGUGUGGUCUUUGCCAAUGGAAAGUCAUGGAAGGUUCUACGGCGAUUCUCUGUGACCACCAUGAAAGACUUUGGGAUGGGUAAGCGGACUAUUGAGGAACGAAUAAAGAAGGAGGCUCAGUGUCUGGUGGAGGAGCUUCGGAAAUCCCAGGGGGCCUACCUGGAUCCUCAUUUCCUCUUUAACUCUAUCAGCGCCAACAUAAUCUGCUCCAUUGUCUUUGGUGAGCGCUUUAAUUACCAAGACCCUAGACUAUUACGGCUGCUACAUUUACUUAAUGAAAUCUUCAUUAUUCUCUGCUCCUUCUAUACCCAGGUGUUUGAAAUUUUCCCGGGCAUCUUGAAACACUUUCCUGGCACACACACCCGCUUGUACAGCAUGAUUCAAGAAGUGAAAGAUUUUAUCAUUGAGAACAUGGAGAGGCACCAGAAGAUGCUUGAUCCCAGUGGCCCUAAGGACUUCAUUGAUUCCUUCCUGCUUCGCAUGGACAAGGAGCGCUCAGAUCCUGAGAGUGAGUUUCACCAGGAGAACCUCGUUCACACGGCGCUCUCACUGUUCUUUGCUGGUACAGAGACGUCUAGCUCCACACUCUGCUUUGGGUUUCUACUCCUUCUUAAGAACCCCGAUGUCUUAGAGAAAGUCCAGGCAGAAAUCGACAGAGUGAUUGGUGCACACCGUCUCCCAGCUCUGGAAGAUCGGCCAAAAAUGCCUUAUACAGAUGCUGUCAUCCAUGAGAUUCAGAGAUUCAGUGACCUAGUCCCUGUUGGUGUCCCCCACUCUGUCAUCAAGGACACUCACUUCCGGGGAUAUUACCUCCCUAAGGGCAUUACUGUGUACCCCAUCCUGAGCUCUGCCCUCCAAGACCCACGCCACUUUGAGAAGCCAAAUGCCUUCUAUCCUGGCCACUUCCUGGAUGCGCAGGGCAACUUCAGGAGGCCAGAAGUCUUCAUCCCAUUCUCCAUGGGAAAACGCCUCUGUCUGGGUGAGAGCCUGGCCCGCUCAGAGCUCUUCCUCUUCUUGACCUCUCUGCUGCAGAACUUCUCCUUGGGGUCUCCCAAGGCCCCUGAAGACAUCGACCUCACGCCCAGGGAGAAUGGGCUGGGGAGAGCGCCCCCUGUGUUCCAGGCACGGACCACCGCUCUCUCCGCCAUCCUGCUCCUCAUCCUCUUCAUUGGCUUCCUGCUCUUCUGGGGCCACCCUGCCUCCUGGGGCCCUCCCCCCGGACCCCGGCCUCUGCCCUUCCUAAGGGACGUCUUUCAAUUGGACCAUAAAGGCUUUCUCAAGCCAUUCCAGGCACUGCGGGAGAAAUACAGGGAUGUUACCAUCUACCUGCCAUCUCGUUCUGCUGUCAUCCUGUAGGGGUAUGAGGCAAUGAGGGAGGCCCUGGUGGAUCAGGCGGAGGCGUUCUCUGGCCAAGGGCAAGUCACCAUCAUUGACCCUGUCUUCCAGGGGACAGGUCUAGGUUUUGCCAGUGGAAAGUCUUGGAAGAGUCUACGGUGAUUCUCUGUGACCACCAAGAAGGCCUUUGGGAUGGGGAAGUGGAGUAUUGAGGAAUGAAUCAAGGAGGAGGCUCAGUGUCUGGUGGAGGAGCUUUGGAAAUCCCAGGGGGCCUAUCUGGACCCCCACAUCCUCCUUAACUCCAUCACCGCCAACAUCAUCUGCUCUGUUGUCUCUGGUGAGCGCUUUAAUUACCAGGACCCUAGAUUAAUACGGCUGCUACAUUCACUGAAUGAAGUCUUCACCAUUCUCAGCUGCUUCUAUAGCCAGGUGUUUGAAAUCUUCCCAGGCAUCUUGAAACACUUCUCUGGCACACAUACCUGCUUGUACAGCAUGCUUCAAGAAGUGAAAGAUUUUUUCACUGAAAAUAUCGAGAGCCACUGGAAGACACUAGACCCCAGUGACCCAAAGAACUUCAUUGAUUCCUUCCUGCUCCACAUGGACAAGCACUCAGAUCCUGAGAAUGAGUUUCACCAGAAGAAUCCUAUUCACACGGUGCUCUCACUGUUCUUCACUGGCUCAGAGACCUCUAGUCCCAUUGUUUGUUAUGGGUUUCUACUUCCUCUCAAGAAUCCUGAUGUCUUAGAGAAAGUCCAUGCAGAAAUCGACAGAGUAAUUGGUACACACCAUCUCCCAGCCCUGAAAGAUCAGGCAAAAAUGCCUUAUACAAAGGCCAUCAUCCACGAGAUUCAGAGAUUCAGUGAUCUCCUCCCCUUUGGUGUUCCCCACUCUGUCAUCAAGGACACUGACUUCUGGGGAUAUUACCUCCCUAAGGGCAUUACCAUGUAUCCCAUCCUGAGUUCUGCCCUCCACGACCCACGCCACUUUGAGAAGCCAGAUGCCUUCUACCCUGGCCACUUCCUAGAUGCGCAGGGCAACUUCAGGAAGUCAGAAAUCUUCAUUCCAUUCUCUAUAGGAAAACGCCUCUGUCUGGGUGAGAGCUUGGCCCGCUCAGAGCUCUUCUUCUUCUUGACCUCUCUGCUGCACAACUUUUCCUUGGGGUCUCCCAAGGCGGAAGACAUCGACCUCACGCUGAGGGAGAAAGGGGCAACGCGACCACCCCCUGUGUUGCAGAUCAGCUUCCUGCCCUGCAGGGGAGGGGGAAGACGAGCGGAGGUCCAGAUCCCCUCGGAGUCUUUGCCUCCAGCCCCUUCCCUCUGUCCAGAAUUAACGUGUGCAGGCUCCGAACUCCUCCCUGCUUACUCUCUCCUGUGCAAAGUCCCUUGUGUGGUCUCCCCAUUAUCUCCAACCUGCUGUAGUCACCUUCAUCCCCAGAUGGUCUGCACUAUUAACUGAGGAUAUUUCAGGGUCAAGAAAUACCUGCAAUAUCUUAGUGUCACCACCAAACCCCCAGCACAGUUAGGAAAACUGAGGCCCGAAAGGAGGACAAGAUUUAGACCCAAGCUUACCCAGAACAGCAGCAUCAGCACCAGGUCUCCUGCCUCCCUCCCCUUGUCUCCAUCUGCUCUGCACACCCCUGCCCUCCUCCUCCUACCUUGAAUUGACAUGGCUAGUUCAGCCCUCAACUUCUAUGCUGUAUAUCUUCCUCCCCUCUCUGAUUUUAUCCUCCAAAACCAGUGAGACCAAAAUAAAGUUCUGUUCUUUCUGGCCAAUGGCUAUCUGUGCUCCCUUGCUCUCUGUCUUCCGUAAAAUUCAUGUAUUGUAAAAUUAACAUUUAACCACUUUAAACAGUUUCUUGGCAUUGAGUACAAUCACUAUGUUCUGCACCAUCAUCUUUUUCUUCCAAAACAUUUUAAUCACCCCAAAAGGAAACUUCAUCCCCUUAUCAAGUAACUCACCACUCUUCCAUCCCUCUAGCCACCGGUAUGUUUCUUUGUCUAGUCUGGAAGUUUCAUAUAAAUGGAAUCCUACUUCAUGUGUAUUACAAAGCAUUCAGUUAUAAAAUACUUUAUGAGGACUUCCCUGAUGGCACAGUGGAUGAGAAUAUUCCUGCCAACAGAGGGGACAUGGGUUUGAUGCCUGGUCUGGGAAACUUCUACACACCUCGGUGCAACUAAGC
This is a messenger RNA of Odocoileus virginianus texanus, 3841 nucleotides long. Lineage: Eukaryota; Metazoa; Chordata; Mammalia; Artiodactyla; Cervidae. The record is from RefSeq and is a predicted model, not a curated record.